AGAAGCAAAAAUGUAGAAGUCAUUGUUAGAAAAAUCAUCCGGUGAAACCCCAACAUAUCUAGUACUCUAAUUUCUUUAUUAAACACUUGAAGGCAGCAGCUAGGUUCUUUUUUUAAAUCAAUUCAGGCUUUGAUCUUAUAUAAAAGUAAUAAUGACUGGCAGUUAAUUUUACUUUUUGACAAAAUGGAAACUUGGUUCCUUGUCAUCUCUGCACUUUGCAUAUCUGCAAUCCUCAAAGCCUUCUUUAACCUCAUCGUCCCGUCCCAAAUACCAGGCGCCAAGCUCCCCCCAGGGCCUCCUAAAUUUCCCAUCAUUGGCAACUUCUUAUGGCUUCACAGGUACGAAUCCUUCUCGGAUCUUGGUCCAAUCCUUCGAAGUCUCAUCCCAAAGUUUGGUCCCAUGGUAACUCUCCAUGUCACCUCUUAUCUUACCAUCUUUGUUUCUGAUCGCUCCGUUGCACACCAGGCCCUAAUUGAGAAUAGUUCUGUUUUUGCUGAUCGACCACCGGCACUUACAAUUGGGAAAAUAAUUAGUAGAAACCAACAUAAUAUUGGUUCUGCUGCCUAUGGCCCUACUUGGCGUAUUCUGCGAAGAAACCUGACGGUGGAAAUUCUUAAUCCUUCUCGGGUAAAUUCUUACUCUCAAGCUCGGAUAAGGGUCUUGCAUAUGCUCAAGGAGCAGCUGAUCAAGUCACAAAAUACUGGUGAUUCUAUCCGUGUGGUGGACUAUUUUAGACAUGCCAUGUUUUGCUUACUAGGCCUCAUGUGUUUUGGAGCUCAGCUUGAUGAAAACCAGAUUAAAAAAGUUGAGGUAGUUCAAAGGGACUUGCUGUCGAAUAUCCAUAGGUUUGAUAUACUAAACUUCUGGCCAAGGGUGACAAAGAUUUUGUUUUAUAGGCUUUGGAAGGAGUUCUUGCAAAUUCAACGAAAUCGAGAUGAUGUUUUUAUCCCAUUAAUAAGAGCACGAAAGAAGUCAAAGGAAGAGAACUUAAUCAACAAGAUGAAAGAGGAUAAAGAAAGGAAAGAAGAUGAUGAUUUCAUUUUAUCAUAUAUUGAUACUUUGUUGGAUUUACAACUUCCUGAGACGAAGAGGAAACUUGAUGAAGGGGAAAUUGUGGCUUUGUGCGCUGAAUUUCUUAAUGCUGGCACGGAUCCUACAACCACAGCAUUGGAAUGGAUUAUGGCAAAUUUGGUCAAGUACCCACAUGUUCAAGAAAAGCUGUAUAUGGAGAUUAAGGGGGUUGUGGGGGAUGCAGCUGUAGAGGUCAAAGAAGAUGAUUUGAAUAAGAUGCCUUAUCUAAAAGCGGUGGUUUUGGAAGGUCUAAGGCGUCACCCUCCUGCACACUUUUUGUUCCAUGGAGUGACAAAAGAUGUAAUUUUGAACGACUUUUUAGUGCCUAGAAAGGCUAUUAUAGUUUUCUUCAUUGAAGAGAUGGGAUUGGACUCCAAGAUUUGGGAAGAUCCCUUGGCAUUCAAUCCGGAAAGGUUUCUACAUGGUGAGGAAGAGGUUGACUUAACAGGUAGGACGGAGAUUAAGAUGAUACCAUUCGGUGCAGGAAGGAGGAUAUGUCCAGCUCAUAGUUUGGCCAUGCUUCAUUUAGAGUAUUUUGUAGCCAAUUUAGUUUGGUUUUCUAAGUGGAAGGCCAAGGAUGGAGAGGACGUUGAUUUGUCAGAGAAAAAGGAACUUACAUUUGUGAUGAAAAAUCCAUUGCAAGCUUGCAUUUAUAGCUGGCCUAGGCUAGGCAUGGUUGGCUGAUUAUACGCUUAAUGCCUGUGUGGUUGGUUGAGUUGGUAAAGAUGAAAUAUUACGCUCGAUUUCGCCUAUCAAUAGUCUCCUUGUAAAUCUAAUCUAAGUCCUUUAUGAAACGUGCGAUCUGUUUUGAUCUUGAAAUGGAGAAACCUCCCCUCACCUUAAAUUUUUUAGCACAAAAUAUAUAUGAAUUUAGCUUUUGGAAAUGCAUCUCUUGCAGAAACUUGUUAAUGUUUAUCAGGAAAUUUUACAUAGUCUUGACAGGCCAAUACAGAGAAGCUGCUACAAGCCCUCCCUCCCUUCAAAUUUUGUCACAGAAUGCCUUAACCUGCAUGUCAUGCCAUUGAGUUUCCGAUUGUUUUGUGCUGUUUGUGCUUUUCUAUUGGAUCGGAUAAGGUUGCCAUAUGUUGAUUUAGCAUGUGUGCAUAUAUAUUUAAUUGCCCGCAAGACGUAUGCACUUUUCCUUUAGUUUGUUUUCAUUAGUUUGUUUAUUCA
Molecule: messenger RNA, 2244 nt
Organism: Durio zibethinus
Lineage: Eukaryota; Viridiplantae; Streptophyta; Magnoliopsida; Malvales; Malvaceae
Source: RefSeq, a predicted model, not a curated record